UGAUGUCAAUGGAUGCCUCUGAGAGAAAGGAACUCUCUGAUAAAGUUAGAUGGUUUUCUUGAUAUCCAGAUAAUGAAGCAAAACGAUUCAAGCGUUAUGUCAUAAAUGGUUUGAAGUUUCGCACCAAAGAUUCUGAGACAACUAGGAAAACUCAAAAUAGUGGAGUUUGUGUUGUUACUAAAAGUGGUGCUGCUUAUUAUGGUGUAAUAAUCGAUAUUAUUGAGUUGAACUAUUCUGACAAGUAUCGAUAUGUAUUAUUCAAAUGUCAAUGGGCUGACGUUAUUAGUGGGAGAUGAUGCAAAAAAGAUGACUUUGGAUUUCCCCUCAUCAAUUUUUCAAGAUUGAUACACACGGGUGAUCGAUUGAUUGAUGAACCUUAUAUAUUAGCAUCUCAAGCUUUGCAAGUGUUUUAUGUGGAGGAUGUGAGACAUAAAGAUUGGAUGGUGGUGGUCAAAACAAAACUUAGGGAGGUGUUUGAUGUUGGUAUUGAAGCAGUAGAUGAUGAAGAAGAAGUGGAUACAUAUAUGGAGAAUGUCCCUUAUAAUGUAAUUACUGAUGAUACAUGUGAUGAUGCAAAUGACAACCAUGCUUGGGCUCGAGUUAAUGAAGAAGGAACCAUUUAUGAUACAUCAUUGAUUAGUGAGGAUGAAUUGCUUGAACAAGACUUUAUCGAUGAUGAAGAGCUUAGUGAUGAUGUUUAUCAGUCUAAUGAUGAUGAGUCCAAUGAUGAUGGGUCCAAUGAUGAUGAGUCUAGUGAUGAUGACUUUAGUGACUUUGACACUUGAAAUGGGAAGGCGAAAGACAAAGCUGCACACUCGUUCCAAGAGUGUAACAUUGGAAGAGCUUCUUCACAAGAUGUGGAUGAAGUGAGGGACCAAGAAA
Quercus robur (English oak) is the source of this 882-nucleotide messenger RNA. RefSeq lists its product as uncharacterized. The transcript is spliced from 2 exons. The record is from RefSeq and is a predicted model, not a curated record. Bases 441 to 785 code for a protein of 114 amino acids. Lineage: Eukaryota; Viridiplantae; Streptophyta; Magnoliopsida; Fagales; Fagaceae.